AUUUAUUUUGUCUUACCUCCUUAUAGAGCAGACAAAAAAAAUGAAAUGGAACCGAUAGGAAUCCGAAAUGCUGAUCGUACGUCUGCCACGUUUCACAGCCAGUAGACAUCCUCGAACCACGAGAUUUUUUUGUCCUUUUAACGUUCGAAAUCCUUAAUUAAAGAAACAGAAAGAAUCCUCUCACUCUCAGCAGGAGUUUGCUCAUCUUUCAUCCUUGAAGGGAGGGGAAAAGGGGGAAAGAAUUUGACACAUCAGUCAUCUAACUGAAACACUCUUCUGUUGCAGUUCUCUGCCACGAGACCACAGUACGUAUGGAACUAACACACAAGGUUGCUGUUUCCAGAAUCUGCUAUCCAUAUCCAAGAAUUCCUAGUAGAACCCAAACUGUUCCGGUAUCUCAGCUCUCAGUUUCACCACUCCAAUCAUCCUCUAACCAAAUUAAACCAAAAACCCAUUUGAAUUCCCUCCAAAAUGGCACCAAACCAUAUGAUAAAACUACAACCAUUGACAUCAAAGAAGACACUACCGCUAUACCAUCCAUGUCUGACAUAUUGGCCUCCUCUAGAGCCCAGAAACUUGACCUUCGGCUUCAAACUUUAGGACCCUUGUUCAGGAUCACUGCCAAAAGCCUGGAUACAAACAGCGAACUUGGAAGAUGUGAGGGGCUGAUAAGGGUCUGGUUUGGAGGUAGAAUUCUGCACCUGGAUUCCAUCAAACUCAAGAGAGAGACGAUGGGCAUGGAAAGAUCAAUUUUUGGUAUCGGUUUGUUCAUUGGAGCUGUAGCUAUUCGAUACGGAUAUGACUGCGGUUGUAAGACUGCUGAGUUGCUUGCCAUCAAUGACUCGGAUCUUUACCAUUCCAAGCUCGUUAGGUUCUACAAAAGGAUUGGGUUCAAGGUUGUGCAUGAAGUGAAUGGUUCAACAAUUGGGGAUAUGGCUCACAUGCUAAUCUGGGGAGGAAUUGGAACCCGAAUGGAUGCCAGUAUAGAGGAGCUUCUAUUAAAAUGGUGCAGCAGGUUCAAGUCUAUGAACUGAUUCUGUCAUAAUCUGAUGUC
This is a messenger RNA of Theobroma umbraticum, 1054 nucleotides long. RefSeq lists its product as uncharacterized. The record is from RefSeq and is a predicted model, not a curated record. NCBI's taxonomy places the organism in Eukaryota, Viridiplantae, Streptophyta, Magnoliopsida, Malvales, Malvaceae.